AUGUCGGGUCCAAGGGUGGCUGCUGAAGCAACUGGGGAUACCUCAGCUGGCUCACGCUUCCAUGCCUCAGCUGGAUCGACAGCCGGCUCGUCAGGCUUCCGCGCCUCAGCCGGCUCUACAGGUUCCCGCGCCUCAGCCGGCUCUACAGGUUCCCGCGCCUCAGCCGGCUCUACAGGUUCACGCGCCUCAGCCGGCUUUACAGGUUCCCGCGCCUCAGCCGCCUCGUCAGGCUUCCGCGCCUCAGCCGGCUCUGCAGGUUCCCGCGCCUCAGCCGGCUCUACAGGUUACCGCGCCUCAGCCGGCUCUACAGGUUCCCGCGCCUCAGCCGGCUCUACAGGUUCCCGCGCCUCAGCUGGCUCUACAGGUUCCCGCACCUCAGCAGAAGCGACCGGCCCGCUCCUGGUCCUUUGGACGUCCCUCUGGUUGGCAUCCUGCGGCUUGAGCCGUGUAUCAGGGAUGUGGUGUUAUUGA
Molecule: messenger RNA, 471 nt
Organism: Oncorhynchus keta (chum salmon)
Lineage: Eukaryota; Metazoa; Chordata; Actinopteri; Salmoniformes; Salmonidae
Product: sericin-1-like
Exons: 3
Coding region: 1-471 (156 amino acids)
Source: RefSeq, a predicted model, not a curated record